GCACAUACAUAAGACACCAAAAAAUAUUGUUAAUAAUGCUCCCCAAUCACCACCACAACUUCAUUAUUAGCCCUUCUUUUUUCCUUUCCCUAUAUAAGCAAUAAAACCAAUAAACUCCACAAAAACACCAACAAAAAGCCUAUACCUAACCUAGCAACAAUGGCUACAACAUUUCUCACAACCCUUGUCCUAAUCUCCUCCUUGUUCAUUUCUACAACCAUCUCUACAUCUAACUCUCAAGCUACAAUCAAGGCUUGGUGCAACCAAACCCCACACCCGCAAACGUGCGAGUACUUCUUCACGAACAACCCUAAAUACAGAGUCCCGAUCGGGAAGAAAUCCGAUUUCUUCAGACUAUCGGCCGAACUGGCCCUAGACCGGUGCAUGCACGUGCAGAACAAUUUCUACGCGCUCGGUCCAAAAUGCCGCAACCAGCGCGAAAAGGCCGCGUGGGCUGACUGCAUCGAGCUCUACGAACACACCAUCCGUAAAAUCAACAGAACUGUCGAUCCCAUGUGCUCGCCGGCUGACGCGCAGACCUGGUUGAGCUCUGCCCUGACGAAUCUCGAGACGUGCAGAUUAGGGUUUCAAGAUUUCGGCAUAACCGACAAUUACAUCUUUCCCUUCACCUCGAAUAACGUGACCCUAUUGCUAAGCAAUACCCUAGCAAUCAACAAGGAGGCUUCGAGCAAAUACGAAAAGCCGAGGUAUACGGAAGGGUUCCCAGACUGGGUUCGACCCGGUGAGCGAAAACUACUCCAAUCCUCCACUCCACGUGUCGAUGCGGUGGUGGCGCAAGAUGGGUCUGGAAACUUUCGAACGGUGGGCGAAGCAGUGAAAGCCAUCGGAAAACGAUCGGGUAGCGGGAGGUACGUGAUCCAUGUGAAACAAGGGACGUAUAGGGAGAAUGUGGAGAUUGGGACGAGUUUGAAGAAUAUAAUGUUGUUGGGCGAUGGUAUCGGGAAGACUAUUAUCACCGGAAGUCGAAGCGUGGACGGAGGCUCCACCACCUUCAAGUCAGCCACGGUUGCCGUUGUGGGCGACGGGUUCAUCGCCCGUGGCAUCACCUUCCGGAAUACGGCCGGCCCACAGAAACACCAGGCGGUGGCCCUCCGGUCUGGGUCGGACCUAUCCGUUUUCUACCAAUGCAGCUUCGAGGGGUAUCAGGACACGCUGUACGUCCACUCCAAUCGCCAGUUCUACCGCGACUGCGACAUCUACGGCACUGUCGACUUCAUAUUCGGAAACGCGGCCGUCGUUUUCCAAAACUGCAACAUUUACCCACGGGACCCGCCCAACCGGACCAACACCAUCACGGCCCAGGGUCGGACAGACCCUAACCAGAACACAGGAAUCUCGAUCCACGAAUGUCGGGUCGCGGCCGCCCCAGACCUCCGCCCGAAGCUGAGGUCCGUGCGCACGUACCUCGGCCGGCCGUGGAAGGAGUACUCGCGCACGGUUUUCAUGAAGACGUCGUUAGACGGGUCGAUCGACCCGGCCGGGUGGAUGCCGUGGAGCGGGAAUUUCGCACUCAACACUUUAUAUUAUGGGGAGUACGCGAACACGGGGCCCGGCUCGUCGACUUCGGGCCGGGUCAAGUGGAAGGGGUAUCGGGUGAUCACGAGCGCGGCCGAGGCGGCCCAGUUUGCGCCGGGGAACUUUAUCUCGGCCGGUUCUUGGCUGCCGGCGACCAGUGUGCCGUUCACUUCAGCUCUAUGAUGAAUUUUUUAUGUGUUUUUAUUUUCGUUUUUUCUUUUUGCUGGUUUUUAUAAAUUUAUUUGUGUUUCAUGAUUUUUUCCGCUUAAAUAUUCUUUUAAUGUUGUAUUUGUCAUUGUGUGAAAAAUAAUAAUAUGUGAAGAAUAACAAUUUUAAGUAUUGAUUUCUUUUUUAUUAUUGGUCCUUUGUAGAGAAUUUGGUUCCCUUAUCCAGUUAUCCAGUUAUCCGUACCUUGCAAUAACGAGCCGACCCUAGCUCACUCUCACCUAGCUCGGCUCGUUAAAUAAAUGAUUCGAAA
Messenger RNA from Striga asiatica, 2014 nucleotides. Lineage: Eukaryota; Viridiplantae; Streptophyta; Magnoliopsida; Lamiales; Orobanchaceae. The record is from the annotation of a GenBank genome assembly.